GCUUGCUUGCGUUAGCUCUUGUCGUGUGUAUCAACAGCUGAGGCUGAGAGAGAUCUGACGUUGGGUGUGGUAGCCCAGGCAGCGCGGCAGCAGCAGCAACACCGGCGCUGGAACGUUUGUGUUAGCACAGCAGCAGUAGUAGUGAGGUGGCCAUGGCUGUACAGCAGCAGCAGCGGGGGCGGCAUCGUCCGGGGUGCGGUCAAUCGCCCCGGCAAUCCAACCGGUCAGGGGCGGCCGCGGCGGCGGUAGUAGUGGUGGCGCUCGCUCUGUGCGGAGGGUUGGUGGAAGUCUCAGAGGCGUUUCUGUCGCCCGUGACGGGGCGGUUGCCGUUCGCGGCGCAGACAACCUCGAGGGCGACCGUAGCACCGGUGGCGGCAAGGGGGUCGUCGUCUGUUGCCGCGGGCCGAAGGGCGGGAGGGAUUUGCAUGUCGGCGGGCAAGACCAUUGAGAUGUACAUGCCGGCGCUGUCGUCGACGAUGGAGGAAGGGACGAUCGUGCAGUGGCUCAAGGAAGUCGGCGACAAGAUCGAGGUGGGAGACCCCGUGAUGGUGGUGGAGUCGGAUAAGGCUGACAUGGACGUGGAGUCCUUCGAGGAGGGGUACCUGGCGGCCGUGCUGACGGAGGAAGGAGACAGCGCCAAGGUCGGGGCAGCCGUCGCCCUCAUCGUUGAGAGCGAGGAGGACAUCGCCGCUGCCCAGGCGGCGGGACCUUCGGCUGCCGGUGGAGCAGCGCCAGCGGAGUCUGCAGACACGGCCGCCGCCCCCGCCGGCGGAGGCGGUGCCGCAAAGCCUGACGUGCCCUACAAGGAGAUCGGGAUGCCAGCGCUGUCUUCCACGAUGACGGAGGGCAAGGUGGUGGCCUGGCUCAAGCAAGAGGGGGACAAGGUUGAGAUGGGAGAGGCGGUGCUGGUGGUGGAGUCCGACAAGGCGGACAUGGACGUGGAGUCUUACGACGAGGGGUACCUCGCGGCCAUCAUCACCGACGAGGAUGACUCACAGGCUGUCGGCGGCCCCAUCGGUCUCCUGGUCGACACUGAGGACGACAUCCCCGCCGUGCAGGAGUACGCCAAGGCCCUCAAGAGCGGGGGGGGGG
Messenger RNA from Ectocarpus sp. CCAP 1310/34, 1092 nucleotides. The record is from the annotation of a GenBank genome assembly. Lineage: Eukaryota; Phaeophyceae; Ectocarpales; Ectocarpaceae.